AUGAAGAGUGGAUUAACAUUGAUAAUUGUUUUAGCCUUAAUUUAAAUAACUAAAUAGGAUUGCUUCAGAUAAUCAAAUUCAUUUUUGAAGAGAAAUCACUAGAAUGUAUUAUCAUAUUAAGCAGGAGCAUUGAUUUCAUCUAAAUUAAAAAAUGGCUUUAAUAACGGGAAUAAUGGAGUUUGUUUAAGAGAUAAUCUAUAUAAAAUUUUAAAUGAUGGACUACCUUAUACUGCUUGUGGAAAAGGGUAAUCAAUUUCCAUAAGAUUACUCUAAAAGUAUUUAUUAAAUACAUUAAAAAUUUGGCUUUGGGAUUAUGGCUUUAGCGAAGGAGACAGAUAUUAUAAUAUAACUGUUUAUGCUAUAUUAAAUCAAGGGAAAAAAAACAUUUAUGUUAGCAACUCAGAAAACCCAGCAAUAAGUCAAAUGACUAUUUAAUUUCAAGAAUAGUAUGUUGAUGAAUUUGAAGUAGUAAAUGUAGAUGGUAAUACUUUCAAUCAAGGUUUACAUAUCAUCAAAGUUGAAGCUUAUUAUAAAUUUUAUUGA
Messenger RNA from Paramecium primaurelia, 543 nucleotides. NCBI's taxonomy places the organism in Eukaryota, Ciliophora, Oligohymenophorea, Peniculida, Parameciidae. The record is from the annotation of a GenBank genome assembly.